Sphenostylis stenocarpa is the source of this 1455-nucleotide messenger RNA. The record is from the annotation of a GenBank genome assembly. Lineage: Eukaryota; Viridiplantae; Streptophyta; Magnoliopsida; Fabales; Fabaceae.
AUGGAAGCUACUUCCAACAAAACCCGUGUCCCUCUCUCCCAUGCAAUCCCCCCUGAUCAAUUCUCUCUCUUGUCAAAGCACUUCCUUUCAAAACUCUCAAAUUUUCUUUGGCCUUUCACCUUCUCACUUGAAACAUUCUUACUUGUGCAAAAGUGGGAACUAAUGUUUCAUUUUGUGCUGCUAUGUUUCCUCCUUCUUUGUUUCCUGGCCAAACACUUUCUCUCAAAGCCCUCUCCUAUUUACCUUGUGGAUUUCUCCUGUCUGAAGCCUCCAAGCCAUUGCAGGGUGCCUUUUUCAGCAUUUCUUGAGAAUGCUUCUAUGUGGGAAGUUUUCCACAGUGAAAGCAUAGCAUUCAUGGACAAAAUCAUCCGUUCCUCGGGACAAAGUGAAGAGACAUGCCUCCCCCCUGCCUUGCACUACAUUCCUCCAAAGACUCACCACACGGAAUCCAUCAAAGAGGUGCAAAUGGUUCUGUUCCCCAUCAUGGACGAUCUUCUUGCCAAAACCAAUGUUUCACCCCUCGAUAUAGACAUACUUAUCAUAAACUGCAGUGGCUUUUGCCCCUCACCUUCUUUAACCUCUAUUGUCAUUGACAAAUACUCUAUGAGGAGUGACAUCAAGAGCUAUAAUGUCUCUGGCAUGGGGUGCAGUGCCAGUGCCCUUUGUAUUGAUAUGGCUCAGAAUCUUCUAAGGGUUCACAAGAACUCUAACGCCCUUGUUCUCAGCACAGAGAUUUUGUCAACAGGUUGGUAUUCAGGAAAUGAAAAGUCCAAGUUGCUGAUCAAUUGCCUCUUUCGGAUGGGAAGUGCAGCAAUCCUUCUCUCAAACAAGAAAGAGGCAAAGAAAACUGCAAAAUACAGGUUGGUUAGGACACGUAGAAUCCAGAGAGCCUUUGAUGACAAAGCUUAUUUUUCUGCCUUUAGGGAAGAAGAUUCUGAGGGGAAACUUGGUGUGACACUGAAGAGGGACUUGCUUCAGGUGGCUGGUGAAACUCUCCGUGCAAACAUCUCCAUCUUGGGGUGUGACAUCUUGCCACUUUCAGAGAAGCUUCGGUGUGGAGUUUCUGUGAUCAAGAAGAAGUUCAUCAAGUGUGAGGGAAUUUACGUGCCAAAUUUUAAGUCAGUGAUACAACACUUCUGCUUGCCAUGUUCGGGGAGACCAGUGAUAAGAGAAAUAGGGAAAGGGUUGAAGCUAUCAGAGAGAGACAUUGAACCUGCUCUGAUGACACUGCACAGGUUUGGAAACCAGUCUUCUUCCUCACUGUGGUAUGAACUAGCUUACUUGGAAGCCAAGGAAAGAGUGCACAAGGGUGACAACGUUUGGCAGCUUGGAAUGGGAAGUGGACCCAAAUGUAACAGUGUUGUUUUUAAGUGCAUUAGGCCCAUAGUUGGGGAGUACAAGAAGGGACCAUGGGCAGAUUGCAUACAUCAGUACCCAAUAUUAGCCAUGGAUUAA